Adineta ricciae is the source of this 1146-nucleotide messenger RNA. NCBI's taxonomy places the organism in Eukaryota, Metazoa, Rotifera, Eurotatoria, Adinetida, Adinetidae. The record is from the annotation of a GenBank genome assembly.
AUGCAGUAUUACGGACAGUACGAACAAGAACGAGUUCAUAGUUACACUGAAGAAAACAUCCAGGUGACUUUACACAACCGCGAUCUUUGGGAACAAUUUCAUCGAUUAACAAAUGAAAUGAUCGUAACAAAAGCUGGCCGUCGUAUGUUUCCAAUCAUAGCUGUAAAUAUCCGUGGUUUGGAUCCGGAGAAGAUGUAUACCGUAGAAUUGUCCUUUGAUCAAAUUGAUUCACACCGAUGGCGAUUUGUCAGUUGUCAAUGGCAGCCUGGAAUGAAACCUGAGCCAACUAUUGAUCGUCCGGCUUAUCAACAUCCUGAUUCACCAAAUUACGGUCGAACGUGGAUGAGAGAUACGAUAAUGUUUCCGAAAGUGAAGUUAACCAAUAAAAUUGAAAACACAGGUGCAAGUCAGGUUCUGCUCAAUUCUCUUCAUAAAUAUCGACCCAGAAUCUCAAUAAUUGAUGUGAUUUCAAAAUCAAAAAUCUAUGAAACAAGCUUUGACGUGACUGAAUUCAUCGCCGUCACAGCGUAUCAGAAUGAAGAAGUUAAAUCACUCAAAAUCCGACACAAUCCAUUUGCAAAAGCGUUCUUGGAAACAGCAAAUAUCAAACGUGAAACGACAGAUGAACAAGCAAACAAUGCGGUUACAUUCCAUUCGCAAGCAUCAUCAUCAUCUGGCGGGCCAGAACGACUUAAAAUUGAAUCGUAUCGAGCAUCACCUUAUAGUUACUCACAAUCGCACCGUAAAUCAUCACCGAACAAUAUUUCACCAUAUCCAUCUACGUCAACGUCUCCAUUCGAUGCAUCGAUCUACUAUGCUCCUCUACCAUCAACAAAUCCACCUUGCUCAUCAACGACAUCAUUUUUAUCUGACACAACUCCUUAUUAUUCGAAUUCAUACUAUCCACCAUCGUCAUCGUAUUACUUUCCGUACGGAGCAUCAUCACCAUUACCACCGCCACCACCAACAUCAUCAUCCGUUGGCCAUUAUUCAUUCAUGACACCAUUUAAUUAUCCGUUGAAUAACAGUCCAAAUGUAGAUACCAAAUCUUUUUUGUGCAUGCAACCUUCGACAAGUAUGCCGUCUGUUGAUGAAAACCGUUUCAAUUUACUGAUACCAACAUCAGCAAACUCUGACCAAUAUUAG